Molecule: messenger RNA, 864 nt
Organism: Didymella exigua CBS 183.55
Lineage: Eukaryota; Fungi; Ascomycota; Dothideomycetes; Pleosporales; Didymellaceae
Exons: 1
Coding region: 1-864 (287 amino acids)
Source: RefSeq, a predicted model, not a curated record
AUGGUCCAAGACCCCAACUUCUGGCGCCGCUUCUCGGUCGCAGUGCACAACGACGAAGCCGCCAUGCUCGCCGCAGAGGCAGGAAAAGGAAACAAGGAAGACAAACAUGCGUACGUCGUGUCACUAUCCUCCCCCAUAGAUUCGCCCUCGUCCGCCAGCACACCAACAUCGCAAUGCCACCUCUCCCCGGCCUUUCCUCCCGCAGCGUUCACCGGCCCUGCAACAGCCCCAGUGCACGUUAUCCAGUCCGAGAAAGAGAAGCGGAAGGAAGCGCGCAGGAGCAAAGCAUCAAGCGGGACGCGGAGCGUGUACUUUGAGGCCGCAGGCUGGAAGACACCCGAGAUGAUCGCCCUGCACAGACUGCCCUCCUUCCCGCACUCAUCGCACACACCCACCCCUUCACUCCCCUCCACACCGCACUCCGCACACUUCGCUCUGGCAGCGGAUUCCCCGCCCUCCAAACGCGCAAGCAGACGUGCAUCACGCUUCCGCUUCGCACUCUCCUCGCACCCCCCUUCGCUGCCCCCAACACCAAAAUCCACAGCCUUCCCCGCCAGUACGUACUCGUCGCCGGCCUCGCAACACACGUCGCGCUUCGCCAAACACGCGAACGGCUCGCGACUCUCGCUGGGUAUCAGCCUGUCGGGGCGGCCGAAGAGCGCGUUCCGGUUCUGGACGACGAUUACGGCUGGCACUGUUGACGCAGAGACUAAUGCGGGUAUCAGGGACUCGUGGCUUGAGGGCCAGCAGCGCAAGGCGCGGCAGCGGGCGUGGAUGUGCUGGGCGUUUUGGGGCGUGUUCCUUGUGCUUGUCGCUGGGGCGAUUGUAACGGUGCUUGUGCUGCGGGGGAAGGGCAUGAUCUGA